This is a messenger RNA of Branchiostoma belcheri (Belcher's lancelet), 795 nucleotides long. RefSeq lists its product as uncharacterized. The transcript has 2 exons. The record is from RefSeq and is a predicted model, not a curated record. NCBI's taxonomy places the organism in Eukaryota, Metazoa, Chordata, Leptocardii, Amphioxiformes, Branchiostomatidae. The coding region runs from base 2 to 694 and encodes 230 amino acids.
CAUGUCUGUGGUGAUGAACUCCUGCUAUAGAAAUUUUGACCUCUCAUGGCGGGACGUUCCCUGGCAGGCUAUCUCCAUCGCUGUCGGAAUCAUGACGUUCACCUACAACUAUCGCGAGACCAAGAAGAAAGAAACACGGCGGAACAAACUCAACCACAUCAACGAGCAGCUCUCUAAGCUGUACGGACCUCUCUACGGGAACAGACUGUCUAAUCGUAAGAGCUAUCUUGAGGCAAUCGAAGGCCAAAAAAAUCUCCGAGACUAUCUACAUGUUGCUAAGUCAAAAUGGCAGAACCCACAAACUAAGGAUGAAGGUAUAAGGAUGUUGACUAGGUGGCGAAAGUUUCUGUUCUACAUCACACACCCACUCGAUCUUAAAGCAGAGGAGACCAUAAGAGACAACGCACAUCUCUUUGAGUAUGGGGUAGAGGAAGCGGAACUCUUUCAGAAUUUCAUCUUUCACGUCAACUAUGAGAAACUCAUCGUAGCAAGUUGGAGGGAAGGGGAAGACGUUUUUGGUGUCAAACACGCUUUCAGCGAGGAGGAUUUUGUUCGCGAAAACAACGCGGGGAAAUCGGACGAUAAGACGUCAAAAAUGCUGACAGACUUGGUGGAACAUGUCCGGGAGACAUACGCUACGCUUGUCGCUAGGCAACAGAAGUUAAUGAGGGAGAUGGACGAGGCCUCGGGGUGAAUUUAGCCUCUGGCAGUUGAACAUAUUUCCGCUAGGAGCCGCUGUUUAUUGGUUAAAUCAUAUUAGGCCACAGCACGUAAAUUUUAUGGAUGACAUCCUCC